Metarhizium acridum CQMa 102 is the source of this 1551-nucleotide messenger RNA. Lineage: Eukaryota; Fungi; Ascomycota; Sordariomycetes; Hypocreales; Clavicipitaceae. The record is from RefSeq and is a predicted model, not a curated record.
AUGCUUGCUCCGUUGCUGGUGGCAGCUGGCGCGCUGCUCGCCGCCCAUCUCCUGCGCAAGUUGUUCGUCAAGCGCUUUGAGCAGUAUUCCGGCUUCCCUCAGCACCCUUCCUCUCUCCUUCUGGGACAUCUCCAGGUCGUCGAUGAAUUCGUCCGCAAACAGCCGCCAAAGGCCCACGCCGACAUGGCCUUUGCGGCGAUGCACGAGGCCUUGGGACGGCCGCCCGUCAUGUUUGUCGACUUGCGCCCUGCCUCGUCGCCCAUGCUCGUCAUAGGUAGCUACGACGUCGCCGAGCAAAUCGUCAAGCCCUCGCACCGCUGGCCCUACACGCCUCCAAAGGUGCCGGAAAUCUGGAAGCGGCUUGAAUAUCUCACCGGCCCCAGGUCCAUCAUCUCGGCCAAGGGCGACGAAUGGCGGGCCAUUCGUAAGCGCUUCAACCCGGGCUUUGCCACACCGAACCUCAUGAACCUGCUUCCGUCCAUACUCGAUAAAGUCUCCCUCUUUGUCGAGCGCCUCGACAGCCUCGCCUCGGCUGGCGUCGAGUUUCCGCUCCAGAGCUAUGCUACCGACCUCACCUUUGACAUCAUCGGCCGCGUGGCCCUCGACCUGGACAUGGACGCCCAGAAAAAGGAGCCCACCGAGUUUAUGCGCGUCUUCCGCGACCUCAUAGAGACAUUCAGCGGAGAGCAUCUCGACCUUCCGUGGUGGUGUACGCCGCGUGUCGAGUGGAAGCGCUACCGUCUACACCGAUGGGUGAGGGAGAGUCUCCGGGAAAUCGUUCGCCAUCGCCAUGCCGCGGGGGGUCAAGGGGAAAACAACUAUAGCAUCCUCGCCAUGAGUCUUCAGGGCGUGGAUUCUCUCUCCCCCGACAUGGUCGAUCUGACAUGCGAUCAACUCACCAGCUUCUUGUUUGCCGGCCACGACACGACCAGCACCCUCAUGUCCUGGGCCUUUUAUGAGCUCUCUCGCACACCUCACGCUCUACGUGCCGUACGUGCCGAGCUGGACGACUUGUUUGGUCCUGACCCUGACCCUGCCGCCGUGCGUGCGACUCUGCUUGCUCCUGGAGGCAAAGAGCUGUUACACCGCAUGUCGUAUACGACGGCUGUCAUCAAGGAGACUCUGCGACUGUGGCCCCCUGGUGCCACAUCACGCAUGACGGAGCCUGGCGACGGUUUCACGGUCCAGACACCGACAGGCGAGCUGUGUGUAGACGGCCUGAUGAUUUACCAAGUCCAUUCCAUCAUCCAGCGCGACCCGGAAGCAUUUGGCGACACUGCCAACCAUUUCGUGCCGGAGCGCUGGUUACAUGACAGCGACAAGAUCCCAACUGGAGCCUGGCGCCCGUUUGAGCGCGGGCCGAGAAGCUGUAUCGGCCAGGAACUGGCCACCAUUGAGGCGCGCGUCGUGAUGGCGCUCGCCGCUCGGCGGUUCGACUUUACAAAGGUCGGCCGCGGCGCGCUGGCGCUCGACGACGCUGGUGCUCCGGAAAUGGGUAGCCAUGGUCAGUACAAUGUGGCAUCGGCAAUGUACAUGGUAGGCAUAUUCUGA